Molecule: messenger RNA, 1161 nt
Organism: Pogona vitticeps (central bearded dragon)
Lineage: Eukaryota; Metazoa; Chordata; Lepidosauria; Squamata; Agamidae
Source: RefSeq, a predicted model, not a curated record
UUGAAAUUGCUAUUUCCGAAUCAACGUGCUUGGGUUUCCAGCGAGGAGCCGGGCGGAUUUGAAGCGAUCAGCUGGUCGCUUUUUCUCUCACGUGAUUUCCCGAUAAAGAUGGCUGCGUCCAGGCACAGCCUGGCGGGGAUAGUUUUUACUUGCUGGGUUUUGUGGUUGCGGUCCGGAAGGUGUUCGGAGAGAAGCGGUGAGGAGAGGGGAGCCGGAGGAGAAGCAGAUCGAGGGGCCUGUGGUUGCACCACCAGCCGGGCGAGCGGCGGGGAAGCAGUUGCCCACAAAUACUCCAGGGAAGCGAAUGUUUUCCAUCAACCAGAGGACGGCCCGGGAAGGGCGAAGGCGAAAGAGGAGGGGAGGCAGAUGGCUUUCAUUCCUGGUGGAGUGUUUACAAUGGGAACAGAUGAGCCAGCUAUACCACAAGAUGGAGAAUGGCCUUCCAGAAGAGUCCACAUUGAUCCUUUCUUCAUGGAUCGUUAUGAAGUCAGCAAUGCAGAAUUUGAGAAGUUUGUAAAUGCCACUGGCUAUCUCACUGAGGCAGAAAGAUUUGGAGAUUCGUUUGUAUUUGAAGGCAUGCUGAGUGAAGAAGUGAAGACCGGAAUUCAUCAGGCUGUUGCAGUUGCUCCAUGGUGGUUGCCUGUCAAAGGAGCUAAUUGGAAGCACCCUGAGGGUCCCGAUUCCAGUAUUACGUACAGAAUGAAUCAACCAGUUCUUCAUGUUUCAUGGAAUGAUGCUGUGGCAUUUUGUACCUGGGCUGGAAAACGACUCCCAACAGAGGCUGAAUGGGAAUAUAGCUGCCGGGGAGGCCUUGAGAACAGACUUUUCCCUUGGGGGAACAAACUUCAUCCAAAUGGUCAGCACUAUGCUAAUAUCUGGCAGGGGGAAUUCCCUGUGAACAAUACUGGGGAAGAUGGAUACAAAGGAACUGCACCUGUAACAGCAUUUCCUCCAAAUGGUUAUGGCUUGUACAACAUUGUCGGAAAUGCCUGGGAGUGGACAUCAGAUUGGUGGGGUGUUAAUCAUUCGGCAGAUGCAACAUACAAUCCGGUAAGUAUCUCACAUCUCAUAAGCAGAAUGGGAGUCCCCUCUCUGCUGUUUUGCUGCUUCUCCAAUUAUAAACCUCCACAUAACACUGUGGAGCUGGAUAUGCCGAUUUGA